Gadus morhua (Atlantic cod) is the source of this 2905-nucleotide messenger RNA. RefSeq names its product NAD kinase b (gene nadkb). Gene Ontology annotation, molecular function: NAD+ kinase activity. Gene Ontology annotation, biological process: NAD+ metabolic process; NADP+ biosynthetic process. The coding region runs from base 268 to 1761 and encodes 497 amino acids. Lineage: Eukaryota; Metazoa; Chordata; Actinopteri; Gadiformes; Gadidae. The transcript is spliced from 12 exons. The record is from RefSeq and is a predicted model, not a curated record.
CUAAUCGUCCAUCGAAAACAUCACUUCCGUUUGGAUGUUGGCUUUUCUUGCUAUCUGCUUCUGAAUUUGGCGACCAUGUUUCGCCUUUAACAAAACAUUAUUAUUGCUUGGGUAGGGUUCAUUUAGGAGAUAUCCCCUUUUCCUCGCUUGCCGAUGAGCUGGCAGCUGAUACAAACACCCCAUGAGGCGAGCUGAAGGGUCGGACACGGAGGGUCUGUUAGCUCCGCACUAGCUUCACAACAACCAGAGAGCUGAUGACCAUAUAAUAUGGACAGUCGGGCAGAGUCGGACAAAAUCGGGGUGACCAUGUCAGGCCACAGCGGGCAGGGGCCUCAGCCAUCCAGGACCUCCAAACACCGGGAGCGUCGGUCCAAGUCGCCGAGGAGACGGCGAGAGGGGAAGAGGUCACAGCCGCGUGGGGGCGAACAGUCACAACCGUCGCUCCAGGAGACUGGGUAUCGGAGGUUACCCGGGCACCGAGAGCAGUCGGCCCAGACCAGCACCGCAACAGAGCCGGCAGACGAUGGCUCUCCCAAGAGGAGAGCCCAUUUUCUCCAUGGACCAUACCCUGCCACCCACUUUGGACCCAAAGCCUGUAUUCUACCCAAUCCCACUUCAGUCAUGCACAUCCAGGACCCGGCGAGCCAGAGGCUCACCUGGACCAACCCCCCGUCCAACGUGCUGGUCAUCAGGAAGAUCCAUGACGAGAGCCUGGUGGAGCCCUUCAAGGAGCUCUGCCGCUACCUCGUGGAGGAGAAGCAGCUGAUGGUGUAUGUGGAGCGCAGAGUGGUUGAGGACGGCACCCUUAAAGACGACGAGCUGUUUGGAUCCAUCUGUAACCAACUCUGUACCUUCAGAGAAGGUUUCGACGACAUCUCGGACUGCAUUGACCUCAUCAUCUGCCUGGGCGGAGACGGCACUCUGCUCUACGCGUCCUCUCUGUUCCAGGGCAGCGUCCCUCCAGUCAUGGCCUUCCAUCUGGGCUCGCUGGGAUUUCUCACACCCUUCAAGUUUGAGUCUUACAAGACGGAGGUGGCCAAAGUGUUGGAAGGCAACGCGGCCAUCACCCUGCGCAGCCGGCUGAAGGUGAAGGUGGUGAAGGCUGCAGUGCAGCAGCCCCAUGAGGAAGAGGAGGAGGGGGAGGAGGAGGGGGGGCAGCAGCAGGCGGGGGGGGAGGAGCAGGGGGAGGAGCACAACGGCUUCCUCUGCCCCCACGGACCCCCUGGUGGAGACGCCGGCAAGGUCACCCUGCAGCUUCAGGUGUUGAACGAGGUGGUGGUGGACAGGGGCCCGUCCUCCUACCUGUCCAACGUGGACCUGUACCUGAACGGGCGUCUCAUCACGUCGGUGCAGGGCGAUGGUGUCAUCGUCUCCACGCCGACGGGCAGCACGGCGUACGCGGCGGCGGCGGGCGCCUCCAUGAUCCACCCCAACGUCCCGGCCAUCAUGGUGACGCCCAUCUGCCCACACUCGCUCUCCUUCAGGCCCAUCGUGGUGCCGGCCGGCGUGGAGCUCAUGAUCACCCUCUCCCCCGACGCCAGGAACACGGCCUGGGUGUCGUUUGACGGCCGCAAGAGGCAGGAGAUCCAGCAUGGAGACUGCAUCAAGAUCACGGCGUCCUGCUACCCGGUGCCGUCCAUUUGCUGCCACGACCUGGUGUACGACUGGUUCGAGAGCCUGGCCCAGUGCCUGCACUGGAACGUCCGCAAGAGGCAGGCCGGCCUGGCCCAGCCCUCCGACUCCUCGGACACAGAGAACUGAGAGGGCCCCGCGGGCAUCCCGCCCAGGCUUGGAGUCCAACCACGAGGGGUCAGGUCAGGGGUGGGCGGGGUUAGGUCAGGGGUGGGCGCGGUCAGGGUUGGGCGGGGUUAGGGCAGGGGUGGGCGGGGUUAGGGCAGGGGUGGGCGGGCUUAGGGCCAUCGUUUUUCAUCGGGGGCCACAUGAAAGUUACUGUCAUGUCUUCAGCAUUAGUUUGGAUUAUAGAACAUAUAUCGCUUUAACUUAUGAAGCCUUUGUAUUUAAGUCACUACAAAGGUUAUGUAAAUAAAAUCUUUAAUAAAACAGGAAUGCAGAUAGUUGGUUUUCUGAAACCUAUAGAUGUACUGAACAUGUGUGUUAAUUAGGUUAGCUAAUAAAUCCAAUGAAAUCCAAUCGUUAUCGAGUAAACUCGAAAGCUUGAUAUAUAUUUUGCUAUGGGAAAGCACUUUUUCUAGGAUUCCUAGACAUUACAUUUAGUUUAGUCAGAAAACAAGGAGAGGAUUCCGAGAUAUCACAUUUAGUUUAGUCAGAGAACAAGCAGAGGAUUCCUAGACAUUACAUUUAGUUUAGUCAGAAAACAAGGAGAGGAUUCCGAGACAUUGCAUUUAGUUUAUUCAGAAAACACGACACGGAUUCCUAGAAGCCGGGGUUUAUGGAGAACUCUGAAGUGGCCCAUUUGCAAAGAGCGGGGGUGGCAACACUGGCUUCCGUUGUUUAACCCUGUGGACUUUCAGCGCCAAAUCCGUUUCAAUGGACUCUGGUUGUACUGCCCCUUUAGCAAAAUAAAGUGUGGCUUACAUUGAGUUAGCUGCUGCAAACUAGAAACCAGUGUGAUGAAAGAGAUGGAUUAUUGUUUAAAGUGUUUUGUAAAAUAUGUUUAUUUAUUGGAAACAUUGGGGCCACCAAACCUCAUGUGGGACUUCAGAGCUACCAACACAUACCAAAGACAACCUUGCAUGACUUCUCAUAUGCACCUCAACUUAAUGUUGUUUUUCACCUACAAAUGUGUGCACUGUUACAUCUUUGCUAUUAGUUUUAAGGUUUUCAGACAUCCUGGGUAAACCUUUAUCCAAUAAUGCAAGGGAUGAGUAAAAGUUUGGCUGCAGGUUCAGACAAUGAAUGAAAUAAAAAAUUACAUAAAAUGUAU